UUGUAACAGAAGAAAAAGUUCACUGGAGCUCUCACAGUCCACCCCACAACAUGACAGCCUGUGCAGGGAAGUGAAGCUCACACCUGAUCACGGACCGGCGGUAUCGGGCACUGAGCGCCAUGCAGAGCCGGGCAGGAAAAGCCCCCAAACGGGAGAUGGUGAUAGAGUCACCCCAGAAGUACAAGUGCUUGGCUGAGAUUGAGGCGGAGGCUGGAUCACAGGUAUCCUUGGUCAAGCCCAAGGUCAUCGAGCCCCUGGACUAUGAGAGUGUGAUCAUACAAAACAAAAUGCAAAUAAUGAGUGAUGCUCUGCGGGACAUGCUACAGUUCCCCCUGGAUGACUUUCAGAUCUGCACGCUGAAGCGCCAGGGCCGCACUGUCUUCUCCACUGCGCCAGAAAAUGCAGACCAAGAAACACACUCACUGUUUGUCCAAGAGUGCAUAAAAACAUACAAGUCAGACUGGCAUGUGGUCAAUUACAAGUAUGAAGAAUAUUCUGGGGACUUCCGACAGCUUCCCAAUAAAGUGUUAAGACCCGAGAAGCUGGCCACUCAUCUUUUUGAGGUGGAUGAAGAUGUGGAAAAAGAUGAGGAUGAAGACCCUCUUGGGUCUCACAAGGGAGGAGUGUCUAAACACGGCUGGCUGUACAAAGGCAACAUGAACGGUGCAAUCAGUGUUACUAUGCGAUCCUUCAAGAGAAGAUACUUCCAUCUGGCUCAACUCGGAGAUGGAUCAUACAAUCUAAAUUUCUACAAAGAUGAAAACACCUCCAAGGAACCGAAAGGAACCAUCUUCCUUGACUCAUGCAUGGGGGUCGUUCAGAACAAUAAAGUGAGGAGGUUUGGCUUUGAGCUGAAGAUGCAGGAUAAGAGCACAUUCCUGCUGGCUGCAGAGAGUGAACUGGAGAUGGAGGAAUGGAUCAGUACACUUAACAAAAUUCUCCACAGCAGCUUUGAACAGGCCAUGCAGGAGAAACAUCACAUGGACUUAGAAGAUGAUGAGGAUGACGGAAAAGCCGACCUCUGCUCUGGACGUUUUCAGGACAGUUUUCAGACGGCCAGCAAUAUUGAGUUUAAAACGAGGAGUGAAACCAGGCUGAAGUUGUUUACGUUGGACCCAGACGCACAGAAACUGGAUUUCACUCGCAUUGAGCCAGAUGUGCAUCAGUUUGAGGAGAAAUUCGGGAAAAGGAUCUUGGUCAGCUGUCAUGACUUGCUGUUCAACCUACAGUGCUGCAUUGCAGAGAACGAAGCGGGACCAAUAACCAAUGUGGAACCUUUCUAUGUGGUUCUGUCCCUCUUUGAUGUUCAGAACAGCAGAAAAAUUUCAGCGGAUUUCCACGUGGAUCUCAACCACCCUUCGGUCCGACAAAUGACACCAGGCUCAGCUUGUGGCCACGACUUGCACAUGAACGGUUGUCAGGGUGAGGACCCCUUUGGCCGCCAGAGGCUGGCCAGCGGGUUUCCGGAGACAGCUCUCCAAUACCCCAAGCAGGGGGUCUUUUCAGUCACGUGCCCCCAUCCUGAGAUCUUCCUAGUGGCGAGGAUUGAGAAGGUCCUCCAAGGGGGUAUCACCCAUUGUACUGAACCCUACAUGAAGAGCUCAGACUCGACAAAGGUGGCUCAAAGGGUGUUGAAGAAUGCAAAGACGGCCUGCAGCAGAUUGGGCCGGUACCGAAUGCCGUUCGCCUGGUCUGCAAGGCCCGUAUUCAAAGAUGCAUCGGGAACUUUGGACAAAAACGCUCGCUUCUCAGCUCUUUACCGUCAAGACAGCAGCAAGUUGUCAGAUGACGACAUGUUCAAACUUCUCGCUGACUUUAAAAAACCAGAGAAAAUGGCUAAACUCCCUGUGCUGUUGGGGAACCUGGAUAUAACCAUUGAUUGCGUGGCCCCGGAUGUGACCAAUUGCCUCACUUCCUCCUACAUCCCUUUGAGGAACUUUGACGUAAAUGGGUCAAGCAGCGCCGCUCUGGAAGUGGAGGAAUUUGUACCCACCAUAGCCAAGUGCUCCCAACCCUUUACCAUCUAUAAAAACCAUCUUUAUGUACACCCAAAGCACCUCAAAUAUGAUGGUCAGAAAUCUUUUGCUAAGGCCAGGAAUAUUGCAGUUUGCAUUGAAUUCAAGGAUUCUGACAAAGAGGAAGCCCAGCCGCUAAGGCGCAUCUAUGGUCAUCCUGGAACUUCUCUAUUCACCAAGAAAGCUUACGCAGCUGUUUUGCACCACCACCAGAACCCCGAAUUCUAUGACGAGAUAAAGAUAGAAUUGCCGACUCAGCUGCACCAAAAGCACCACCUUCUUUUCACCUUCUAUCACGUUAGCUGUGACAGCAACAAGAAGAAGAAAGAUGUGGUGGAGACUCCAGUGGGCUCAGCAUGGUGGCCUCUGCUAAGAGAUGGUCGGGUCAACAUGAGUGAACAGCAGCUACCUGUGGCUGCUCAUUUGCCUGCGGGCUACCUCAGUUGCCAGGAUGCUAUCACAAAGCAUUCUACCUUGGACAUCAAGUGGGUUGAUGGAGGAAAGCCGCUGUUCAAAGUCUCAACACAUCUUGUUUCCACAAUUUACACUCAGGAUCAACACUUGCACAACUUCUUCAACCACUGUGAAAGCCUCAAAGUGUCAGAACAAGCAACAGAGGGCGGGCUGGUGAAAUUCCUAAAGAGUCUCCACGCGGUUGAAGGGCAUAUCAUGGUGAACUUUCUUCCCACCAUCCUCAACCAGCUGUUCUGUGUCCUCACCAGCGCCACGCAUGAAGAUGUGGCUGUCAACGUGACGAGGGUAAUGGUGCACAUUGUAGCGCAAUGCCACGAAGAAGGGCUUGAGCAUUACCUGAGGUCUUAUGUCAAGUUUGUCUUCAAACCAGAGCCGUAUUCCUCCAAUAAUGAAAAGAAUGUUCAUGAGGAGCUGACAAAAGCCAUGACAGCAAUUCUGAAGCCAUCCACAGAUUUCCUAACAAGAAACAAGCUACUGAAGCAUUCUUGGUACUUCUUUGAAGCGUUGGUCAAAUCAAUGGCUCAUUAUCUGGCUGAGAGUGGUCGAGUCAAAGUGUCAAGAAAGCAACAUUUUUCUGCCUCCUUCUACCAUGCUGUUGAGAUCUUGGUCAACAUGCUGAUGCCUCACAUCACACAGAAAUACAAAGACAACCUGGAUGCGGCACGCAAUGCUAAUCACAGCCUGGCAGUUUUCAUUAAGCGCUGCUUCACCUUUAUGGACCGUGGUUUUGUGUUCAAACAGAUCAAUAAUUACACAAACUGCUUCAUACCUGGUGACACCAAGACUUUGUAUGAGUUUAAGUUUGAGUUUCUGAGAAUUGUGUGCAACCAUGAGCAUUACAUCCCACUCAAUCUUCCCAUGCCACUUGGAAAAGGACGCAUACACAGGUUCCAAGAUUUCCAAUUGGACUACUCACUGACUGAUGACUUCUGUCGAAACCACUUCCUGGUGGGUCUUCUGCUGAGGGAGGUGGGCAGCGCCUUACAAGAGAGCCGAGAAGUCCAGCAGAUCGCCAUCCAGGUUCUGAAGAGACUGAUGGUUAAACACGCAUUUGAUGCCCGCUACGCUGCCAAAAGCCAUCAGGCCAGACUUGCCACCCUCUACCUUCCCUUGUUUGGCCUACUACAGGAGAAUGCACACAGGCUGGAAAGCAAGGAGUCCAUCCUUCCAAGCCACCACAAUAAACCACGAGAGGACUUACUUGUGCCGAACUCUUUGGUGACCCCCCAAAAGCAUAGCAUCGAUGGUUCUCUUCACAAAGAUGUUUUUGGAGCAAGUGAGUUCCUUCAAGACCAUCUUCUGGCUUCUCCUCACAGCUGCACUCCCAAUGCCAUUCACCUUGCAGACUCCAGAGGUUCCCUGGUCUCCACCGACUCUGACAGCAGCCUGCUGGAAAAGAGUUCCGAGAAGAACCAUUGUGCUGUGGGCAGUGCCGUGCUGCGUUUUGACAAAAUGGACCGAGAUGAGAGCAAAAACCUGCUCAUGUGUUUUCUGCAUGUCCUCAAAAGCAUGUCAGAUGAUGCCCUUUAUGCAUACUGGAACAAAGCAUCAUCAUCCGAGCUAAUGGACUUUUUGACACUACUAGAAGUCUGCCUUCAUCAGUUUAGAUACAUGGGGAAGCGAGUCAUUGUCAGGAGUCACGAAACGGCAAUGUGUCUGAGUCCAGACAGGAAGUCGUUGACUUUGCCCGUGUCUCGAAACAGGGCAGGGAUUCUGCAUGCCCGCUUACAACAGCUUGGGGCAGUGGAGAAUUUGUGCACGCUCAACAACAUGUACUCCCAUACAGAAGCCGAUGUGGCCACCCAAUGUUUACUGGAGGCCAACGUGUCCACAGAGGUGUGUCUGACUGUGCUCGACACGCUGAGCAUUUUCAUCAUGGGAUUCAAGAGCCAGCUGAACUCAGAUCUUGGCCACAAUCCACUGAUGAAGAAAGUAUUUGAGGUGCAUCUGUGCUUUCUGCAGAUUGCUCAAUCUGAGGCUGCUCUCAGGCAGGUCUUCAUCUCACUGAGGACUUUUAUCUACAAGUUCCCCUGCGCGUUUUUCGAUGGCCGGGCUGACAUGUGCGCCUCCCUAUGUUAUGAGAUAUUGAAGUGUUGCAACUCCAAACUGAGCUCCCUCCGCAAUGCCGCCGCUAAUCUCCUUUACAUCCUCAUGAAAAGCAACUUUGACUACACCGGACGUAAAUCGUUUGUCAGAACCCACCUGCAGGUGGUGAUUGCUGUCAGCCAACUGAUCGCCGAUGUCAUCGGCAUCGGUAGCACGCGCUUCCAGCAGUCUCUGUCUAUUAUUAACAACUGUGCAAACGGUGAUCAAAGCAUCAAGCACACUGCGUUUCCAUCAGAUGUGAAGGACCUGACCAAACGAAUCAGAACCGUGCUAAUGGCCACCGAGCAAAUGAAAGAGCACGAGAACGACCCGGAGAUGUUGGUGGACCUCCAAUAUAGUUUGGCCAAGUCGUACACAAGCACACCAGAGCUCCGCAAGACCUGGUUGGAUAGCAUGGCGCGGAUCCACAACAAGAAUGGCGACCUUUCAGAGGCAGCCAUUUGCUACGUGCACGUUGCAGCUCUGGUUGCCGAGUACUUGUGGAGGAAAGGAAUGUUGAAGCACGGAUGCUCAGCCUUUCGCGUCAUCACUCCAAAUAUUGACGAAGAAGCUGCCAUGAUGGAAGACGUAGGGAUGCAGGACGUACAUUUUAACGAGGAGGUUCUGAUGGAGCUUUUGGAGGAGUGUGCUGAUGGUCUUUGGAAUGCAGAGCGCUAUGAGCUCAUUGCUGAUAUCUACAGGCUCAUCAUUCCCAUACACGAAAAACGCAGAGAUUUUGAGAAACUGACACACGUGUACGAUACCCUCCAUCGUGCCUACACUAAAGUUUUGGAGGUGAUGCAUACCGGCAAACGUCUCCUGGGCACAUACUUCAGAGUGGCCUUUUUUGGACAGGGCUUCUUUGAGGAUGAAGAUGGCAAAGAAUACAUCUACAAAGAGCCAAAGUUCACACCUCUGUCAGAGAUUUCACAGAGGCUGGUGAAGCUCUACUCGUACAAGUUUGGUCAAGAGAAUGUCAAGAUUAUCCAGGACUCAGGAAAGGUAAACCCAAAAGACCUGGAUUCCAAGUACGCCUACAUACAGGUGACACAUGUCGUGCCAUACCUCGAUGACAAGGAGUUGGAGGAGAGGAAGACCGACUUUGAAAAAAGUCACAACAUCCGUCGCUUUGUGUUUGAGACGCCCUUUACGGUGUCAGGCAAGAAGCAGGGUGGCGUGGAGGAGCAGUGUAAACGACGGACCAUUCUCACCACCACCCACUGUUUUCCAUAUGUGAAGAAGCGAAUCGCUGUCAUGUACCAACAUCAGAGUGACCUCAGCCCCAUCGAGGUUGCCAUAGAUGAGAUGAGCGCAAAAGUGGCUGAACUGCGCUUGGUGUGCUCGGCCUCCGACGUGGACAUGAUCCGGCUACAGCUCAAACUGCAAGGCAGUGUUUGUGUUCAGGUCAACGCUGGUCCUCUUGCUUAUGCCAGAGCCUUUUUAGAUGACACGAGUGCCAAGAAAUAUCCAGACAAUAAGGUCAAACAGCUCAAAGAGGUCUUCAGGCAUUUUGCAGAGGCCUGCGGCCAGGCGCUGGAUAUAAAUGAGCGGUUGAUUAAAGAGGAUCAGCAGGAGUAUCAUGAUGAAAUGAAGGCCAACUACAGGGAUCUGACCCGGGAGCUGUCAAACAUUAUGCAUGAGCAGAUCAACUCAGUGAAUGAUGGCAUGAGGAGCUCUUUGUCAGACUCAAUGGGUAUCUUCAGUGCCAUUAGUGGCACACCCAACAGCUCUACCAUGUUCUGACAUUUCACAUCAAUAAUCAGGCUCUCUCAUCUUUGCAUGCUAGAUGCAGUCACGUCUCCACUCAAGUCCGUAAAUAAAUUGCCGGUGCUAAUAACUGGCAUUUGUUGUUCUUUCUUUCUGAUGCACUCCCCUGCUGUGAUCUGGAGGUGCUUGUCUUUUUGUUUCCCAUGGAGACAACAGUGAAUCGUUACUGACAUUUUGAAAUUUGCAUUGGCCAACAGUUGUGUUUAGCCUCCUAUGAGUAUUGAUCACGUAGCUGCAGUACAGAUUGGAGAGGUUUCCUGCCUACAGCCAUACUUCCAUCUUGUGUAAUUUCUAUGGCGCAUGUAAUGUGUGCAACCUUUUUAGAUCCUCAUAGAAGUAUUAUUUUAGUGGGGGCAAUUUUUGCUUUGACUUGCGAUCAACAGAGCAUAUAACAAUACUCACAUUUAUAUAUUCUUCAUCCUCUGUGAAUAAUUUUACUGCAAUUUACUUAUCUCCAUGUAUAUUCAUAUGUCUGUAUUUUACUGCCAAGGACUUCACAUUAGAAGGAGCACCUCAAUGUCCUAUGAAUUGAAAGUACAAUUUUACAGCGUGCUAUGUUUUACUUAUUAAAAAUACAUUCCAAUUGUGCUAUAAUGUACACCGUGGUCACGUAACAACUUCUACUUGUGUCUCAAGCCACCACUGUACCUUUUUUGUGUAGCGGACACGUGCAAUACUUAAACUGUAUAUCGUCACGGCACUCAACUGCGGCAUAUGGACAUACUUUCGUUUUAAUUCCCAAAAUUAUUUUGUACCUCAAAUAAAGUGUUUUUCAAAGAA
This is a messenger RNA of Syngnathus acus (greater pipefish), 7121 nucleotides long. Its product is annotated as dedicator of cytokinesis protein 9-like. Gene Ontology annotation, molecular function: guanyl-nucleotide exchange factor activity. Lineage: Eukaryota; Metazoa; Chordata; Actinopteri; Syngnathiformes; Syngnathidae. The transcript is spliced from 52 exons. The coding region runs from base 120 to 6317 and encodes 2065 amino acids. Gene Ontology annotation, biological process: positive regulation of GTPase activity; small GTPase-mediated signal transduction. The record is from RefSeq and is a predicted model, not a curated record.